Molecule: messenger RNA, 1288 nt
Organism: Setaria italica (foxtail millet)
Lineage: Eukaryota; Viridiplantae; Streptophyta; Magnoliopsida; Poales; Poaceae
Product: pre-mRNA-splicing factor 38B
Exons: 3
Coding region: 259-1077 (272 amino acids)
Source: RefSeq, a predicted model, not a curated record
UGGGUGGGCUCGGUUCACAAGAGGUCUCUUUCCCCUCCUCCAUCUCGAGUCGAGGCGGCGACGACCUGCACGCGCGCGCGCGACAGCAGCAGCUCCGCCUCCGCCUGCGCUUCCCCGAUCCGUUGUUGCAGGUGAAUUGUGGUCUAAGCAAAAGAAAAGGGAAGGGUCUUUCUCUGGACUAGGAAUUUUGGACGACAAGAUGCACUACCUUGCAUCAUUUCACAUCCCUACAGGUUUAGUGUUAUCUGAUUUUUCGGGAUGGAUGCCAAGAAGUUCCUGCAGCUGGUCGAAGAGAAGAAAAAGAGGAUCCUCGAGAAGAAAGAAGCACCACUGAAAUGGGAGCAGAAACUGGAAGCAGCAGCUAAAGCAAAGGCUGAUGCAGAAGCCAAGGCGAAGAAAGUUAAGUCAAGAAAGCACAGGAAGAGAGGGGAUUCUUCCUCAGACUCCGAUAGUGACUCUGACAGUGAUGUUGAUCGGAAACACAGGAAGAGGAAGGACCACAAAAGGAACAGGAAACAUGGUCAUUCAGACUCUGACGAUGCCAGGAGACGCAAGCGGAGGUCGAAAAGGAGGAGCUCAGACUCAAGUGAUGAGGGCAACAGUGAAUGUGAGAGUGGUUCUGAAGAUGAACGUAGAAGGAAGAAGCACUCACACAGAAGAAGACACCAUAGACAUUCAUCAAGGUCAGAUUCUGAAGACUAUAGCAGUGAUGAGGAAGAGCGGAGAUCGACCAAGAAGGACCACUCUAGGAGCCGGAGACGCCGUCAUCGAUCAUCAGAUGAUGACUCUGACUCCGAGGGCAAGGUCAGGUCGAGACACAGGAAGCGUCUGAGAUCUAGUGACGAAGACGCACCAUCAGAUUCCAAUAACCAUAAGCAUCACAAGAGCCGCUCCUUGGAGGAGUCAUCUGAUGAAAGAGCUGCGGAUGAAUCAGAGAAGAUGAGAAAUGGCAAAAGGUCUCACAAGAAUAGCCACCACCAUCACUGUCACCAUCGGCACCACCAUCAUGAACGCAGUAGUAGUUCUGCAGAACCUAACGACGACCAGAAAGCCCUUGAAGGUGACAGCGCAGACUGAAGUGCCUCCAGAGGGGAAGAUUUAAUUCUCAUUCGUGAUGUUGCCUCUCUGGUUAACUGCGUGGAAUCUGAACUUUGUUGUACUGAUAACAUUUGUCUGAUUUGGUGAUUAAACCUUAGAAGAUACUUUAAUCAUUUAAUUUUACGAGCUGUGCUGGCUUUGAUAAUUUGGUGAUACUAGAAGUUAAUAAUGAAUGCACGGUUAUCAUUUA